Phascolarctos cinereus (koala) is the source of this 8567-nucleotide messenger RNA. The record is from RefSeq and is a predicted model, not a curated record. Lineage: Eukaryota; Metazoa; Chordata; Mammalia; Diprotodontia; Phascolarctidae.
GGGCAAAUGUACUUCUCGGCCAUGGGAAGGGUUAAUUAUCAUACAACUCCUUGUUUUCUGUGGCAGCCCGAGGAUUUUAAUGUCUGCUAACCCCACCACUAACACACAUUCUUUUCGGGGUGGGGGGGGGGAGAAAUGCUUCUGUGCUCUAGUUUUAAAAUGCAAAGGUAUGAUGUUAUUUGUCACCAUGCCCAAAAAAGUCCUUACUUGAUAACUUUGCCAGAAGAGGGAGAGAGAGAGAAGGCAAAUGUUCCCCCAGCUGUUUCCUGUCUACAGUGUCUGUGUUUUGUAGAUAAAUGUGAGGAUUUUCUCUAAAUCCCUCUUCUGUUUGCUAAAUCUCACUGUCACUGCUAAAUUCAGAGCAGCUAGAGCCUGCGCAAUGGAAUAAAGUCCUCAAAAUUGAAAUGUGACAUAGCUCUCGACAAAUUCCCCAUCUCUCUGGAUUCCUCUUCUCCCAUUAUUACUGCUCACCAAUUCAUUUUCAGACUUUGCACUUCAGAAGCAAUGGACAAAUUCAACAGUCUUUCAACACAAUUCUCUAAGUGCUGCCUUUGUGAUUUCUUGAAGGUGAAGAUGCAUACUGUGUCCUCCAUCCAUCUCUUCUACCUGGCCUUGUGUUUGCUCACCUUGACCAGUUCAGCCACGGCAGGGCCCGAGACGCUCUGCGGAGCCGAGCUGGUGGAUGCUCUUCAGUUUGUUUGCGGAGAAAGAGGUUUCUACUUCAGCAAGCCCACUGGAUAUGGCUCUAGCAGUCGGCGUUUACACCACACAGGGAUCGUGGAUGAGUGCUGCUUCCGGAGCUGUGAUCUGAGGCGGCUAGAGAUGUACUGUGCACCAAUUAAGCCAGCCAAGUCAGCUCGCUCGGUGCGUGCCCAACGCCACACCGAUAUGCCCAAAGCCCAAAAGUAUCAGCCCCCAUCCACCAACAAGAGAACGAAGGCUGAAAGGAGGAGGAAAGGUGGGCCAGAGAAACCCCCAGGAGGGGAGCAGAAUAAGGGAAGAGAAGAGAGACAGCAGAGCAGAGGAAAGAAGAAAAAGCAGAGGAGGGAGACUGCAGAUAGAAAUACUGAACACAGAGGAAAAAACAGGAAAAUGGAGAGAAGGAAUAAACAGACAGAGGAAAUACAUUUGAAGAACGCAAGCAGAGGAAGCUCAGGAAGCAGGAACUACAGAAUGUAAGACCUACCAUCCAGGGGCGAAGAAUGAACAUGCCACCUCUGCAGGAUCCUUCUCUGUAAAUAAGUUAUUUGUUCAACAUUGGAAGACUUUAAAAACAAAAACCAAACACACCAGUUGUUUUAAUAAGCUUGAUGAAAAGGCAAAGCAAUGGGCAUUCUCCUAGUGGGGUGGGGGUGGGGGAUGGACUGAGCUAACAUUCCAAUGUUAAACCUCUUUAAAAGACUAGUGUCAACUCCUUGCUAAACAUCUUCCCAGAGCUGCUAUGUUGCUCUCUGAUUCUGUAACUUCUCUAUACUAUCCUGUACAAAAGCAAAACAAAAUAUAUUCCCUUCCUUCUCAAAAGCCCACAAGUCCAUGGGCCUCCAUAGCUGCAAUUGCUCAGAAUCGAUCUAUGAACCCUUGGCUGGGAGAGCAACGCAUUCACCAGCCUUGUCUAAAUGUGCAUGUGUGCAUGUGUGCGUGAGUGCGUGCAUGUCUGUGCGUGUGUGUUUUAUUUUUAUUUGCACUUCUUUAACAAACAACAGGGCUGUUUGUUUUAAUGGUGUCAGAUAACGGUUGUCUGUCUUCUCCCUUCCCUUUCCAUUUGCACGAUGCAAAUACUCUCAGUAGCCAACCCCCAGCAGGAAAGUAACACCAUGAGAUUUUCAAACACACACAGCUUCCCAUCUGUGGCACUUGGACCAAAUAUGGGUUGGAUCCGUUUAGUUUAAAAAGAAAGCUUUCUUUGCUCCCCCCCCUGCACCCCCCACCUCUUCCUCCACAAGCAAGUAGACACAAUUUGCAAAACAAAUUCUUUUGUAGACCCUAGUCCCAAUUUGCUGAGUGCUCAGUGUCUCCUUCUGUGAUCUAAGUCAUUUCUUCCUUUUACUUUUUCACAUGUAAAAGCAGUAUGUAAAAUUUAGCAUAUCAUUAAUACAGAAUAUUAUCAAAUCAUAUGUACAACUCUGUUUUCUAGUACAAUGGUGCUAUUUUGUAGUUUGUUAUAUGAAGGAGUCUGGCCAAAACCGUAACUGGUGAAAGCAAAAUGAAGAAGAGAUGAACAAAGGGAAAAGGAAUUAAAAAAUCCACCUGGUUUUGAUGGAGAACAAAAAACAUUCUUCCCCCCCCCCCAAAAAAAGCAACAAAUUUCUUUCAAAAAUAGAGCUAAAGAUACCAACAAUGAUUAUCUCUUUCUCCAUGAGAGAGUAUUAAGAGAAAUCAAUCCAGCAAAUAGUGUCAAAGGCUAGGAAUUAGAAGUCCUCCCUUUCCUUUCUUAAUUUUGGGGACAAAAUUAUCCUUUUCUCAUCCCAUCCUCAAACUGCUGUGGACUCACCACUGUGUGACCUUGGGCAAGUCACUUCACCACUCUGUGCCUCAGUUUCCUCAUCUGCAAAAUGGGGAGAGUUCUUGUCAUCUACCUACCUCACAGGAGUGGUGUGAGGAUUAAUAAGAAAAGGCUCUCGAUUCUACCACACAACAAUGAAUUGCUGGAGUGAAAGGAAUCCUCUGAAUGGGUGACAAUAUCAUAACCAUGGGAUGCAUUCAUAAAUUACUGUAAGCAUCAAUGUGCUAAUAGCUCACCAGGCUUCUCAGAAAUAUUUCAAAGCACAUGGGAUGUGUUAUAUUUGAGGACUGGAUAGAAUUAUGCAUUCUGAUUUCAACACACAAACAGAAAGAGAGAGAAGAGGAGAAAACAGAGAAAAAGCCAAAUUCGGCCUGAUUUCCGCCAGUAAAGAGGAAGACACGGCUUAAAUUUUCAGGAUGCAAUGAUUCUUUCAGGCAAACAGCCUCCAUUUAGUAAAUGCCUCUGCUGGUGCAUGAAAUGAUCAUCUAGAUAUCUGAAAAUUUUAAUUUGCUCCUUCCUUAUAGGUCCAUGUAUCCCAUGAUUCAAAAUAUUCAAAGUGUCGAAUAAAACAAUCACAGAACUGCUGCCUUGAAUAAAUUUUAAUCUAGCCUCUGACUAAUGCAUCACUAUAGAUGCAUCUUUUUUAAUUCGACUACUUUUCACUAAAUUCAGUAGCUAGUGAGUUCUAAAGCAUUUCCUUGACCAGUCAGAAAAUUUUGUUCCAUGGAAAAAACUCUGUCCAGGAAUCUCUCAUAAAUAUCCUACAAACACUUCCCGGCGUGCCACAAAACGGCUUUCUUAGGAGAGUAGACACUGAGGACAGGCCCACGGAAGCUCAUUUCAGCCUGGUCUCCCCAUUUCAAGCCCCAGGGGUCCUGGUUUCCUAAGACCCUUAAGAGUGUGGCUAUGACAUUCAAGGCUGCUCUGAAGUACAGUUUGGUGGUGUUCGAUCCUGGUCCCACAGUCAGCAGUUUGUCUCCCUAAGGUGCACUCGAGCAUCUCUCUACUGGUCCCUUUCCCCGAUAUUCUAAAGCUCUUUGGUUGUACCUAACAGAGACAUUAAACAGGGGGCUAAGCAACCAGAUGUUAAUUUGGUAGAAUCAAAUCUUUAUUCCCAAUGAAACCUCGAUCAGCAAGCAUUUAUAAAGCUCCUACUGUAUGCCAGGCACUAUGUUCUUUUAAAAAAAAUUUCUGGGGUGGGGGAGGAAGAGGAAAAAAAAUGUCAUAAUGUGAAAAGUCUUGUCAUGCUGCCUCUCUAUCAUUAAUGGGGCUUUGUAAAUAUUCCUUGACUCUUCAAAUCUCAGUUAGAAGAGACCUUCAAGGUCACGUAAGUCUACCCCACUCCCCCAGUGUAAGAAUGUCCUCAAUGAUUAAGCACAUGAACUAGUUGACCUUCACAUCUUUUUCCUCCACUUCCAUGAAAAGCACUGAGCUCUCGGGCCUUUCUUAUGAAACUUACUUUUUCAUUUGAGGGGCCCAUCUCUCCUUUAUGCACUUAGUACGGUCACAUAAUACUGUAACAAAGAGAACAUUCUGGCUCCUCAGCCCACUGGGUCACUUAAAUAGAAAACAGAAAGAGAGUUUUUCAGUCUCUGAGUCCCUUAGUGUCAAUGCACCCUCCCUAAUGGAGGUGGGGGGGGUAUUUUAAAUCAAAGGAGAUCAUGUAUAGUAAAGCACUUUGCAAAUACUUUGUAAAGGUCAGUUGUCAAAUACCAAGUGUUGUUGUUAAAGAACAGAAAAAUACUGCCCUCCCCAUUUAGAGUUAGAUACCUAGAAGCAAAAAUAGUCACCUCUUGAGCUGAUAUUAGGAUAAGAAUCAAUAUUUUAUCUACUCAAUCCGUUCAUUUAGAAAGAUUUCUUUUUUAAAAAAAUAGUCUACAGUAUGUGCUUUUAGGAAUGGGAAGCUAUAAAGAGAAAAAAGAGGAGAAGGAGGAAUGACAGUUUUUUAAAAAACAAUCCUUGGCAAUAGAAUCAAAAUACUUUCUUAAAUCAAUCAAUUGAUCGACAAAAUAUAUUAAGCUCCUACUGUGCACCAGGCACUGUGCUUGUUGCUAGUGAUACAAAGCCAACAACACCACCGACAAAAAUGAAACACUCUCUGCUUUCGUGGAGCUUACAUUCUUUAAGGGGAGACAGCAUGUACCUAUCAGUCAGUCAAUAAGCAUUUAUCAUGCACCUAUUUACAUGCCAGGGAUUGGAGAUUCAAAGACACACAUGCAAAAAGAAACCAUACUGCAUAUCUGACACCACAUCAUUCUGUACUGAAAACAGUGUCAAUUUCCAGUCAAGAAGCUUUUAUUGAGCAUUGUAUUCGGUACCACAAGAGGCUGUACAAGAGAUCAAUCUUGGCCAUUCAUUGAGAGAGUAGUGAUAGACAUUGUAGAUGGCCAACACUCCCUUCCUAAAGAGGCUCUUCAGUGGUGGCAAUACUUUCAAUUCUCCAGCCUCCAGCAUAACUUCCAAGAGACCUUUCCUGAGCCUCCUGACCCAGGAUGGUGCAUGAUACUAUGGGUGUUAGCUAGACCCCAGCUACUGGUCUAUUUGUUUCGUCUACUAACUUUAUACUAGAAAAGAAAAAGAAAAAAUUAUCACCACCCCAAGAAGAGAUUGCCCAAAGCAAAAGAGCCUAAUUGGCAUCAGUUUUGAUCAAUGUGAUUCAAUGAACUCUUUGGGUUCAAAUCCUAACUCUGCCAAGUACUACUUGUGUGUCUUUGGGUCUCAAUUUCUGCAUCUAUAUAAUGAGAUUGAACUAGAUGACCGCUGUGGUCUACGACCAAUCAACAAGCUUUUAUUAAGAGCUUGUGACAUGCAAGGCACUCUCCUAGGUGCUGAUACUACAACUACAAAAAUAGGACUGCUCCUACCUGGAAGGAGCUCACAUCUUACUAUAAUCCCAUACUUUAGCCAUCAUCAAAAGAAGGGAUUCCGAUGAACAGUCAAGCCUGGUAGUAAGCAGACUAGGUGUGGUCUUCUUUCCCAUCAAAAUCUCUCUCUCCCGUGGACACAGAAAAACUAUUGACACUUGCCAGUCUAGAAUACAUGCUAGAGGGUUCAUGGUGGCAUGGUGGCAUUCUGAGCAGAAAUCAAAUCCCUGAUCAGUUUCUGAAAAUUUAAGAAAAUUUGAAUCCUAUGCAGGAGCCAUUUGCAAACUGCCCCUGCUUUUGAGGGGUUAGUUUGUUGGUAUGUAGGAAGUCCCCUAUGCCAGAUGGCUCAAUGGUCUCCAUCAGGAAAAUGUACAUUUCCUAGGAGGCUUCUAGAGGAGUAUAUAGCAGUCCAUCUUGCUUUCCUGUUUACGGAUUUGGCCAGCAAUGCCAAAGUGGUGCUAUUGUUUGUUUAAGAAAGUACUUGACUAAAAACACAAAAGAAAGCAUAGAAAUAUUUUUUUAAAGUAUUGAAAAAAACCAAUGAUUCUAUAGAUGUAAGGCUUAUUGAAAUAGAAUUAGGUCUAGCCAUCACCUUUCACCUUUUUUUUAAUCACUCACAAGUAGCAAAGCCUCCAAAUGGUUAACUUGGGGGCAGGGGUAGAACUUGGACAUUAAGGUCAGCAUAGGCCCUCCAUGACUUUGUAGGCUCUUGAACUUGGAAAACUCAUCAGGAUAUUAAUAGAACUAAAUACCUUGGCUCAAGACACAAACAUAAGUGAAAGACAGCAUUUCUAAGUGAAUGGCAGAGCUCAAAUAGAGGUACAGUCAAGGGCUGGUUGCCCUGUUAUCUGCUCCCAAGUCAGAAAGUCAAAAGAGAGGAGCAAAUUAGGGGUGUGGGUGGGGAUGUGCAGUCACUGCUAAGAAUACCUUCUCCCCUUUCUCCCUAUGACAUUCUUCAGCACUUUCCCAUUCAUGAAAGAUGUUCACCCUUCAUUUAAACAUCUCAAUGAGCAUUUAGCCCUUCUUCAUAUAGAAAGCAAAGUCUCUGAUCUUUGCAAGGAGCCAUGCCACAUAGCAUUUCCAAUGUGAGACAUAGGUUAUCUACUGAUAAAGGUAAAAAAAAGAGGACACUUAUGAGAAAGAGUUGAAAGAUAUGGCUAACAAUCUGUGAAGUUUUUUUAAACUUUAUAUUGUCUUUAUGAUUAUCUUAAUGUGCAAAAAAAUGACUAAGUUCUUUCUUUCAUUUUUUUUCCUUUUUUUGGAAUAAGGGGUAGUAAGUUAAAACCCAAAUAGUCUUUGAAACUAUAGGCUAGUUAGGAAAAAUGUAUGUUUGACUUAAUGAAGUUAUAAUCAGUCUAUUUAAGAUAGUUUGCAUUUAUUUUUUAGUAUUAAAGCAAUUGUACUAAUUUAUUUGAGAGGUACUUGCUAUGGUUGGCUCUCUAUGAGAACACUGCUUCCCAUCCAAAGCAAGCUCAAAAAGUGCCAUGCCUUCUUUCCAGUCUGCCCACUGGCAAAUCUGUUCAGUGCCAUUGAUUUCAAAAUUCGACCAUUGUAUUUUUUCCAUCUUCUCACCCCACCAAUCACACACACCUAUAGUCACAAAGGCCUGAUCAUGCCUCAGUGAAACUGACCACAUAUGAUGUAUUUUCAUUAAGAAAAAGCUAAAAGGAAAGCUGUUAAGGUUUUGUUCCUGUUUGUUUGUUUAUUUUUACCAAUGCUAAUAUUUAAUCCUAUAGUAUACACUUUGCUUGCUACUAUUUUACUUGUUUUUCUUUUUCAUAAAAAAAAAAGCUUUCCUUUCCAAAGUUAGAACCUGACACAUAUCAGUCUUUUCUUUAUGAUUCCUACCCCCUCCCCAAGAAAUGGUGGGAAGAAUGGCUGGAGUUCUCAUACAUCAUGCAGAGUAGAAAGAUUUCCAUCUGACAAUGAACAAGAUGACCAAGAAGCCUUACGUUGAAAGCAUAGAGGAUUGGAUUUGGUUUCCAUCUGUUCUGUUUUGCAUUGUCCUUUUUUUUCCCCUUCCAGUUAACAUGUUGGUGGGUCUUCUUAGGAAGGGUAAGGGCAGACUACUCUAGAAGUGCUGAGCUGGAAAAGACUGUUUAGAAUGAUCAGCUGAAACUUUUCUUUGUAUCUACUCCUUUUCCAUACAUUAUUAUAAACAAGUCACAAGUGUGAGCAGAUGCUCACCUUCCAUUCUUCAUUGGUCCUUCUUAUGCUCUUCUUUCUGCAAAGGGAAAGAGUAUCUCCUUUUUUUUUUUUAAAGACUCUCCCUGUGUUACAAGAGGAAGACAUAAGAGCAAUUGUCCCCAUUGCCUGAUAAUAAAACAAACUAAAGAUGUUAAGUCUUUGUCAGAGAAUGUCGACUGAAUCCCAUCUGCCAUUUUGUACAUGGAAGGCCACCAUUAUUUGACCUGGCAUGUCUUUUGGCCCAAAUCAUGUAUGAAAAUAGUUCUUCAUCUUUUGCCCAAAAUGCACCAACUUUGAAGCUAGGAACCAUCUUUUUCCAAGACCCACCUAAGAGCUUGAUUCCAUUCAUCUUUUUUUUUCCAUCUUGUUUUGCUCUGCCAUCUCUGGUCACUCUUAAAAUAAAUACAACUGCUGAUAAUCACCCAGCAGGAGUGCCUCUCAAACCCAACCUAUUUACCAGCCUUUUUUUUUUUUUGCUAUAUCUCAUUAUAACUCCUAUUCAGAGUAAGAUUAGCAAAAGCUUUCCAAUGUCACUUACCAUGUAUCCAGUUUACACAAGGGCUCCAAGCACUAUACAAGAUCCUCUUUGGAUAAGGAGAGUUAAUGAAGUAUGAAGACUAUGGUUCUACCUUGCAUUUUGCUUCAUUAUAUUUUUAUCACUUUUCUAAGGCCAAGUGUGCUAAACAGAUCCCCUGGCACUGAACCCAUACCUUCCCUGCUACUUUGUAACCUAAAAAUGGCAAUCGAUAGUUCAUUAUGAUAUGUCUUAGCUAAAAAAAAAAAAGCAUAUUUUUCAAGAAAUUAAUCCUGAUUGUAUUUGAAAUUAUUAUUCAAUUCAUUUAUGGUGAAGGAAUAUUGAUCCUGAUGACUUCUAAAAAUGUAACUAACUGAAUCAUUAUCUUUCAUUUACUGUUGUAAUAAGCAUAUUUGGAAAAUGUACGGCUAGAGAGUCAUAAUAAAGUGAUAUUAUCUUCCUUUUCUUUAGUAAUUACAUUAAAAUUAAUCACGUUUGA